This is a messenger RNA of Serpula lacrymans var. lacrymans S7.9, 1953 nucleotides long. Its product is annotated as glycoside hydrolase family 5 protein. Lineage: Eukaryota; Fungi; Basidiomycota; Agaricomycetes; Boletales; Serpulaceae. The transcript is spliced from 12 exons. The record is from RefSeq and is a predicted model, not a curated record. The coding region runs from base 87 to 1709 and encodes 540 amino acids. Gene Ontology annotation, molecular function: hydrolase activity, hydrolyzing O-glycosyl compounds.
CUGCGUCUGUGUCUGCGACCAUUCCUACGCGUACUUUCGAUAAAAGAGCGAAUACCUCGUUCGUCAAGUCAGAGGGGGCAGAGUUUAUGGUCAAUGGAAGUAACUUCAAGUUCAUUGGGACAAAUGUCUACUGGCUGCCCUCCUUGAAUACUAACGAGGACAUGUGGAAUACGCUCAGCAACAUAUCAGCAUUAGGUAUCAAUGUUGUCAGAAUCUGGGCGUUUAACGAUGUCGACACGAUACCUGAGAACGGAACUUGGUUCCAGUUGGUGCGCAACGGCACUGUUUCGGUCAAUACUGGCCCAAAUGGUCUUCAAAAAUUGGAUACAGUAAUCGAGAUGGCAGAGCAACUGGGUUUAUAUGUUAUCCUGUCGCUUACGAACAACUGGUUCCCUCAGCCAUCGUUGGACAGUCCCCUCGCACCUAUUAACAGCAGUAUUUUCGACUCGGGUGUAGAAAAGCGUGCCGUUGUACAGGGUACAAAUAACACCCUGCCACGCAAUUACCUGUCCAACGACUACGGUGGUAUGGAUCUAUACGUUCACCAGUACGGCUACACGGAACACGACCAGUUCUACACUGAUCCUACGAUCUUGAACUCCUUCUUGAAUUAUACGACACAAGUGGUGUCACGCUACGUGAACAGUCCAGCUAUAUUCAGUUGGGAAUUGGCUAAUGACCCCAGAUGUAAUUCUACGCUACCUUCUACCGCCAACUGUACAACAGAAACGGUUACGACCUGGCACGCAACAGUGGCCACUCAUGUUCAGACCGUUGAUCCCAAUCAUCUUGUCUCUGCUGGAACCUCCGGGUUCAUAUGCUUAGAUUGUCCCAAACUUUACCCGCUCAACCCCGCUCCUGCACCCGCACCUUCUGCGAGCCCUGCUGCCAAAAAGCGUCGAAGCAUUGUACCAAGAGGUCCUUUGACGAAAGAGCAGCUUCUCCGAGACCGUGCCGAAGCUAGACGCCAUAACAGAGCAGCAGCGAAGCUUGCUGGAACGCUGAAGGAAGACGGAGUCAAAAUUCGGGGCCGCUGGGUUUCGACAGCCGCCAAGCGCCAAGGAACUCAGGACAUAGGACCCACGUAUACUGGAGCGUAUGGUGUAGAUAGCCAGGAUAUAUUGAACAUCCCUCAAAUCGGUUUUGGCUCGUUCCAGCUCUUCCCCGAUCAACAACAGUACGAGCCCAAUGAUCCCAACUUGUCACCCUACGAAAACAUCGUUAACCAAGGCGUUGCUUGGAUUAUACAGCAGGCGCAGUCUGCUGCAGCUGUGGGCAAGCCUGUCGCUCUUUCAGGGUUUGGUCUGGUCACGCAAAACAAUUCCGCGUCUUUUGUACCGUUUAACUCAACUGUUGCUCCCUAUGCACCUGACUCCAGCUCUUCGACCGGUAACAACACCUCUCAACCUUACGGUGUCACCUCUACGCAGCAGACAGACGCUUAUUCUCAAUGGCUGGAUUCGGGAAUUGCUGCUGGUGUGAACGGAAUCAUGCAAUACCAAUGGGGUCAAGGCGGCUUGACGACUCAACCUGGAACUGCAAUCAGCCCUGACACGUCGACUCAAUCGUCGAACCAAGGAAGCACAGGCCAGUCUGGGAAUACUGACACAACUGGACAGUCACCCAACGAUGGGUACUCCAGCUACGGAAGCAAUGGUGUACAACAGACUCUUCAAAAUGGGGUACAGCAAAUGGGACAGGACCCUUGAAACAGUAAUGCGAAGAUUCGAAUCACGAUCUAGUCGAUUUUAUCUUAUCUACGAAUUUAUGGACUUUUACGAGUGGACGUGUGUUUGAGUGAAUUUGUAACUCGUAAUUUUGUUAUCUUGAACAGCGUUUUGGUUCGAAUAAUGAGUAGUAUCUAUAUACGAUAUUUAGAUUGAUUUAUUGUAAAACAUAUUGUUGUUACAUAUGAACUCCUACAUGUAUCGUACAUUGUUCUUCGAAUUCGCG